CUGAUAUGUGGAGUGGUAAUUUCACUAGCAGCACCCAGUUAUCACCAAGUUCAACUCAACAACUAAAUGUAACCUUUACUUUCGUCACUAACUCUGCUGCCAAUUGUAGCACAGGAUUGAGCCACACUGGAGUGUUUGUACUGAUUGAGUAUCGUCUAUUGUAUAGCCCAUGGAAGCUGCUCAAGAGAGUCAGUCUGGAUGAUACAGGUUCAGGUGGCUGCUUUAUAUCAAAUGACAAUGUAAACAUGAUCGUCAAUGACAUGGACCCUGAGUCGGUACAGCUGCGGAUCGUUCAGCCAGAACACAGUGGUGGUCUCUGCAACUGCUGGGGAGUUAAGGACUUCAGUCUCAAUGGAAUGCCUCUGCACAGUGAAGCAGCUUGUGACUCAGUACAGUACACAAGCGUAACAAACGACAGCUGCUCUGUACAGUUCUGUGGUGGCAGUGCCAGUGUGCCGAGAGGAGUGGUCUUUCCUCCAGUGAUUCUGAGCUCUGGGACAGUACUAAACUGCUCUGAUGUUAUAAAUGGGUCUGCAGUCACCAAUGACAAAGGACCACCCCCCACCACGUGUUCUGAUAAUGAACCAAAAAUAAAUCUAUCGUUUGAGUUGAAUCUACUACCGGGUAAUUGUGAGUCUGAUAAGUUCUUUGAUGAGGGUGUAGAGGUUUCCGUUGGCAACUGGGAAAAUGAUGGCCAGUGGAUUCCACUGAAAUUCUUUGCAUCAUCAUUAAUGAGACCCCCUGCACAUCGAAAAUUAAAUAUUGAUAUUGAUCCUCAAAAUAUUGAUAUUAGUCCUUUUGCCCAGAAGUCAAUUAACAUUCGUGGCUACACUGUUCCAAUCGUCAUGCAGAACAACACUAAUCCUUUGUACGUGAACUUUUCGGUGUGUGGAAAUAAUAUAGUUCGGAGUGGUGUUCAGUUUCGAUGGCUUCAAACUGCAUCAGUGUUUGUUACAAGUGUGUACGGCAACGACAUAAGGGAUGUUUGGACCAUGAAUAGUGUGUCUACCUCCAACCCCAUCUGUGUAUCCAAGAACACCGUGCAGGGGAGAGUAUAUUGGAGCAGUGAUUUCAGAAAUAGUGAAUUUUCAGAUGUGUGCUCAAUGGGCACUAAUGAACUUGUUUUUGGUGCCACUUGUGUGACGAAUGAUUGCUUUAUGAGGCAAGAAAUCACAGCCAGUCGAAUAGCAACCACUGUCCCUCUGAAUGUCUCUAUGGCCCCACCCCUGGCAUCCAGUAAAGCUGUUCAGCUCUGCCCUACAGAGGAUCGCUUUAAUGUACAGGUAAUAGCUGACUAUGAGGCAACUGCCCGGGAGGAACUGGCAACUGUAUACACUUUAGUGAGGAAUAACAUCGAGACUAGCUCCACUUUCCAGAUAAUUUCCAACCUAACACCUGCACAAGCUGCUAGAGCCCUGAGGAAGUUUGUGACGCAGAACCCACAAUUCAACGAGACAGUCGUCGUUUACCUUCUGAGUGAUAUAGUCAUACGUGUUGAGAACAGUGAUGAUAUCAUUGAUGAUAUUCGUGGCUGUAGUGAUGAUUUGCUGGAAGUGGCCACAACAGUGAUUGCAAGUACUAUCACCAGAGAAGAAUCCAACACUAUUGCUGGCAGUACCCUGCUAGACACUGUCGAGAGGAUAGCCUUCAACGUACUCACUGCAGAUGUCAUGAUUCCCUCAAAAGAACAAACUGAAGUCGUUAAUUUUGAGACCCAAGUGGACAGUGACGAUACAUCUUUGACUGGUAUUGAUGUGAGGGGUAACUCUAUUCGAGUGCCCACUGAGUUAGUGAGAAUGGUAGCUACCGGUACAACUGGACCAAUCACUGUGGCCUCAGUUUACUACAGGAACAUGAGUGGGCUGUUGCCCGGGACUCUGCCGGGAGAGAGGGACACUGAUCUAGCAUCUCCAGUGGUCUCCACCAGUCUGCAGUGCGGGGAUAAGAUCUGUGACACAGCCAACAUUCAACUCAGUCAGCCAGUCAUUGUGACACUGAAACACAGUCAACGUGCAAAAGAUCGUAUUGAAAAUGACACUACCAGUGAAGUGACUUGUGUAUUCUGGCAGUUCAUCAGAGAAAGUGGCAAUCCUCUGGCUCAUGGACGAUGGGACACUGAAGGUUGUGUGAAAAAUGGCAACCUUUCCAGCUCCACACAAACCGUGUGUGAGUGUACACAUCUCACCAACUUUGCCAUUCUCCUCAGUGCACGGCCACUCAUCCAACCCUCUGGUGUGGCCCUGUCUCUUUCAAUCAUUGGCUACAUUGGAGUGUCUCUAUCUGUGAUUGCCAUGCUGGCCACUAUUAUGGCCUUGGUCUUUCUUAGGACCUUGUGGAACAUGCGUAACUACAUCCACAUCAACCUGUGUGUGAGUCUGAUUCUGGCACAGCUGACCUUUGUGAUUGGGGUGACCCCUCACGGAGGAGAGGGUGUGGUGGAUCCUGGUUGUCAGACAGCAGCAGUUCUCAUGCACUACUUGUUCCUGGUGUCCUUCAUGUGGAUGCUCAUGGAGGGCGUGGUCUUGUAUCUGGUCCUUGUCAAAGUCUUCGUAAAAGAACAUGAACGGAAAUACAUUUUUAACUUCACCAUUGUCAGCUAUGGUGCCCCUGUACUGUACAUGGCCCUCUGUAUUCCGUUGGGCUUUGCUCUAUCUGGCCUGGAGGAUAGCUAUGGCUAUCAGCUGAUCAACAGCAAUACAACCACCAUAGUCUGCUGGUUGAACCCCAUCACUAACUUUAUUCUGACAUUCAUUGUACCAGUGGUGGUGAUUCUCUUGGUGAAUGUUUGCUUUUUUAUCAUGGCAAUAGUUAUCAUGUGUAGACACCAAACGAGGCAAGGAAAGUCACAGGAAAUAAGUUCUUGGUUGAAGUCAUCUGUGUCACUGGUCACUGUCAUGGGACUGACAUGGAUAACUGGUCUUUUGGUGUUCGAUGUCCCUGCUCUACUCCCAGUGUCGUACAUCUUCACGAUCUUCGCUUCAUUCCAAGGAGUGGCCAUUUUCAUACUUUUUGUGCCUCUCUCUCUGCCAGUGAGGGAUGCGUACUUCAAAUGGUGGAAGGAAAAGUUGGCAAAGCAUCGAUAUCAAUUUCAUUUUAAAAGCACCAAGAGUGCCGCUCUCAGCAGUGUCAACACCAAUGUUACCUCUCCACCUUUGGAUAGUUCGUUGAAACUGGAGUCUAAUAAUAUUAUAUUCAACUCGACCAUGGAAAGAGAGUCAGGGACUCUGGCUGGCCUGAUUACAUGGAGAGUUGUGACUACCAGUCCCACUCACCAUACCCUGGGUCUAUCUCUAUGGGUCGUUGUUGGCAAGGCCAAAGUAGAGUGGAAGUUUCAGCACCCAAAGCUACAGUUAGCGCUGCUUCUGGAAGCUGCAUCGAAGUAGAAUGUGAAACAGCACGGGUUAGGGCUUCCCCUUCAAAAUUAUCUUCUAAACACUACGUAUAUUCGGUAAAGGUAGUGAACCCAGUACGCAAGUCCGAAUACACUGUCAGAAAGCUUAGUGCUUAUGAUCGUUUCUCCUCAUUUGAUGAACUAACAGAGCAGUUGCAAAAGUGUUUGGACAAAAUAUCACCCAGCCAAAUAGGCUACAUUGAGCCAGGGCAUGGAUUAAAGGGGAAGCAGAGGUGGCUGUAUACAGAUGAAGAUGUAGAUACCAUGUAUGACAUUUACAAGAGAAAGACUGAGAUUCUGCUCUGGUGCUUUUCUGAGAACCCUGAAGGAUCUGAGAUCACUACAUGCAGUAGUAAAUCAAAAAAAGCAGAGACAAGUUCCAAAUCUAAGAAGGAAGCAAUUGAGUGCAUCGUGAAGAAACUUCAAGAUAAGCAUGGCAACCAAUAUUCAGUAGAAAAGUGUAAUGCUUGGGCACAUUUGAUUCAUGUGGGAAAACACGAUUCACACAAUGAUCCUCCAGAUUUACCAUACUUCCGAGGAACAAAGAAACGAAAAUUGCAGACUCCUAGUGAAGGACGCGAGAAUUCUCCACCUUCACCUCAAGCUGCCUCUAAGUCUUCACCAUCAAUUAUUACUUCUCCUAGUAAAAGGGUUGGCCUCCGGAGUCAGUGCAUUGAGCAGUUAGUUAAAUGGCACUCACUGCUUGAGAAAGGUGCCAUUUCUCAACUGCAGUAUGAUGAAAUGCAAAAGGCAAUCAUGGAGGAAAUUAAAUCCAACUAUUGACUGUUUGUAACAUUGCUAAAUUCGAGACUUAAAGAAUCAGGAACCUUCAAAUCAAGUAUUGUGUAUGAAUGACAUUGUGUAACUAUAUUAUAUGAAUGGAAUGCACAAAUUAUUUUGAGUAACCGCUGUGUCGAAUCCAAGCAGUACAAUGUUCACUGGUGAUACUAUCAAAAGCUGAGUGUAUUAUAUCAGUUGGGUUGGUGACAAUUUGCAGUAGGUUAUCAUGUUUUCUUAAGUAGUUUUUUACAAAACUAAACAUUUCUUCUGCCGGAUUGAGACCAGGACUAUACGGUGGAAGAAAUAGUAAAAGUAUGCCCAUUUGUCUGAAUAGAUCUGUGAUAUCUUGAGUGUGGUGCACAGACAAAUUGUCCAUUAUAACAAUUGAACAAGGAUUAGAUCCGUUGAAUGGUAGCAUGUUCGGUAUGAGGGAUCGUCUUGCAUCACUUCCGCAUCAACAUUAGACUUAGUAACUUCAACAGCUACUACACCAUCAGUGCUCAUGCCAGCAAUAGCAUUAACUCUUUGCCCACGACUCAACAGACGUUUAUUCUGUGGUGCUAAUCCUCUUAUUGCAUAUCCAUACUUUCUGAUAUGAUCUCUGGCAUCUGAACCCGUUUCAUCAAUAAAUACAAACUGGUCUGGAUUAAAUAGUAAACACUGAGCCAUAAAUGCUCCACGGAGUGUAUAGCACCUUUGGAGAGCUACUUGUUGAAUCUUCUUUCGAGUGAUUCCAUAUCUUCUAAGUAGCCGACAAAUAGUUGGGGGAGUCACCACAACCCCCAUUGCUUCCUCCAAUUCGUGGCACACCCUCAGAGAGAUACAUGGAUGGAUCCUCGAGCACCAUCCCAACUGUAUAUAUUUCUUCAUGUACACUUAGCUUUCUCAGCUCUCUCCUUUGUUCGCUCAGUACAGGGUCUACUUUUCCUGUUUGCUGAAACCUCGUAAAUAUAGUAUGCUGUGCUUGCUGCAAUAUUUAAGUUAGUAGCUAUCUUGUCAUAGGUAAGAUUCAUACCAAUUCUUUGAUAGACUACUCUCCAGCGUAGAUCUAUGCCAUAGGCUUUCUUUCUUCCCGGUUCAGCUGACAUUUUGAUCUGUAGUAUUACAUUUGAAUUUCCCGCGGUUUUCCUCUUGUAAGCGCAACACGCGUUACGGAAGUCCGUACGUCAACGCAAAUUCGAACGCAACUGAAAUCCACUGUAUCUAAUCAGACUACUCGGUUUAUUCACUGUUCCACAAUUACUGUUACUAAUUUCAUUUCAUUUGAUAAAUAAACUUAAAUUACCACAUCGUGCACUGUACUGUACAACAAAUACACAAAUUGCUUGCUCGCCCCAAACAUGCUCUGCAUGCUCCUAGUUAUAAGUUAAGUUAAUGAUCUUUACAAGCAGACUGACACAAGUACAUGGAUAAUUGGUGAGGACAAUAGAAAUUACUAAUAUGGCUAUAAUCAUGCACACAAACAUAUCUAACGCAGGUGUUCUGGUGUUUGAAGCCCCUAAACUUGGCGUACAUAUUCACCUAUACUGUUUAUUUUUUGUGCCCCUUUAUUAAUUUCAAAAUGCUGUUUUGACAUCCUAAGAACGGCCCAGGGUGUCAGCGUCUGGAAAUCAAGGUGUGUCAAUUAACUGCAUGUUUUGCAUACCUAUAGUAUUAUAAAUAUAGCCGUUGUAUUUGUGCAUGUCUUCUGUAUAUGUGUCUUCAAAUCUACAAUGAGUUGAAUUGCUAAUGCACCUUAAUUGCAGUAUUAGUAAAACCAGUAGGUUUUACAUAGGAUUGGCAGUGGGUUUGCCCGUGUUUAGCAAUAUUUCAAUUAUUUUGACUCAUGUUCAAACUGUUCUAUCUCUGCAGGGAAAGGCCACAUCAAGGAACUGGCUAGACAGAUAGUUUAUUUAGCCUUUUCUCUCUUUGUAUCUCUCAUUUCAUAAUCCAUGAACAUUUUGAUGAAUGAA
This is a messenger RNA of Halichondria panicea, 6123 nucleotides long. Its product is annotated as adhesion G-protein coupled receptor G6-like. Gene Ontology annotation, biological process: adenylate cyclase-activating G protein-coupled receptor signaling pathway; cell surface receptor signaling pathway. The record is from RefSeq and is a predicted model, not a curated record. The transcript is spliced from 20 exons. NCBI's taxonomy places the organism in Eukaryota, Metazoa, Porifera, Demospongiae, Suberitida, Halichondriidae. Gene Ontology annotation, cellular component: plasma membrane. Gene Ontology annotation, molecular function: G protein-coupled receptor activity. The coding region runs from base 6 to 3383 and encodes 1125 amino acids.